This is a messenger RNA of Paramuricea clavata, 6591 nucleotides long. Lineage: Eukaryota; Metazoa; Cnidaria; Anthozoa; Malacalcyonacea; Plexauridae. The record is from the annotation of a GenBank genome assembly.
CAGUUUGUGAAGACAGUACAUGUUGGAAUUUGGAAAAGCAAGGCGAAGGAAGUGAGGGAAAGUUUAUCCACCAUCAAGGCGCCGUAUUUGCGCUUUAAAUGUACCAUCAAAAACAUCAAUGAGUAAUCCAGAUAACACCGCUGAAGAGCAAGCUCCUGUGAAGCCCGAUCGGGAAGGUAGGAGCAAAAAAACACGACUUGAAAGUCGUUAAUUGUGCCACCAGUAAUUCACAUGCCACCAUUUUGUGUCUUCGUGGCCAGUCGCUUGAUGCCAUUUGUUUCGCUAAGGAACCGUUGUACAAAGUCAAUCAUAAACAUAUUUUAUUUUUAAGUUUAUUUGCUUGCUUUACGUUCAAAAUCUGACGUGAUUUAACCGUUUUUUGUCUGCAAUUUCAGAUUUGAACGAAGACGACUGUCACGACUCCAGCCUGGGCGAGAAAGUCACGGGAAAGGUGAAAUGGUUCAAUGUUAGAAACGGCUAUGGUUUUAUAAACAGGUAUUGUUGUUUCCUGCUUGGGAAAUUUAUUAAAAUAACUCGUUUUCCUGCGUAAAAUCAACGUAGAUUGCCCACGUGCGUACGUGUUUUUUGGCAAUUUAAAUAUUUGUAAAACUCUACUUAAAUUUCAUGGCUCCCGAAUUGAAGUACAAUACAUUUGAAUUCGUUCUUUAAAUUUGCUUGUUUUCUUUCCCGAUUCUUUUAGGGACGACAACAACGAAGACGUAUUCGUCCAUCAGGUAAAAGUUUGCAAAAAAUAGGGCGAUCGGAGGGGGAGAAUUGAAAAGUUUUCGGUUGAGAAAAUUUUGAGUUGCGAAUGCAAAUGAUUGCACGCGCCAUGAUUCACUUGCGAAAUUUUUCAAAUGGCGUUGUUGAUUUCGUGUUGUUCACGCGAUCAAAGGCAAAGCGGGAAAUGAAACUAUUUCGAAAUAAAUGCGUUUGACCCGUUCGGGCAUGUGCUGCUGUCCCUGUUUUGUGUGGAAGGCCGCAAGGGGAUGCCUGCGUAAAAAAUGUAUUAUUUAACGGAAGUGGUUAUCGAUUUCAAGAAUUUUGGGGGAUUUGUUGACCUUGGCCAUUUAUAUUCAAUUGACUGAGAAAGUUGAUACAAGAUCAAGUACUCUUUAAUAGAUUUUUUCAAGAACUAAAUAUUUAAAUUUUAAACCAAAGGUUGCAAUUGUAUGAACAUGUUGCUUUCAUCUAUAUGUUGCAAAAUUUGUUAAAAGUCUGUUCAAUAGGUGGGUUUCACUUUACACAUAUUACUGCUUUAUGCAUUGUGAAAGCAAGUAAAUUUUGUUAAAUUGAAAAUAUUUGAUACCAAACAGAAGAUCAAUAUUUAUAAUGAAUAUUUAACUCGAUUCAAUAAAUGCGUUUCCAUUUGGAGUUGACCACCAAACACUAAACCUAUUACGUGACUGAAACCCAGCUAUAGGUUUCAAAAUAAGCAAUUUACAGUUGAUAUCAACAAAUUUUUCACAACUAAAAUGUUCUGAAAUUUGUUCAGAACUUUGCAAAUUUGUCAAGUUCAAAAGUCCAACAUCGAAGUUUAGAAGCUAGUUCGUGAACUGAGCAUUUUGCGUGCUGUUUUCUAGUAGCCAAUCAGAUGAUUAGUUUACAAACUGGUCAAUGGUGAAUUAUUUCAUUGUUGCUACAAAUUUGUAAAAUUCAGAAUGUUGAAAUUACACAUUACCAUACCAAGUACUCAUAUACAUAUACCAUCAAAAACAUCAAGUACAAAAGUCAUCAUUGAUCUUGUUCUACUUGCAUACAGUACACUGUCAUAAAAUACCCUCUAAGCCAUUGUUCAGAUGUGUAGUUCCAAAAAUCAUGUUUUAAGUUUUAUGCCUACAAGAUUUAUGACUAUAAAAUCUAUGACUACAAAAUGUUUUCUUUUGUGGGCGAUUAAUCAUUAGAAAUACGGUGGGACUGUUAAUUUUUCUUGCAUGAACAAACUUUGUUUGUGAAAUUUAUAUAAAACCUUCCAAGCACAAUUUUCUCAAUUUUGAUGUGCUAUUAUCUGUGUGAUACUUUAGACUGCGAUCAUAAAGAACAACCCCAAGAAGUAUUUGCGAAGUGUCGGGGAUAAUGAGUUGGUUGAGUUCAAUGUUGUCGAAGGGAUAAAGGUUGGUACUGCAUGACGCAACACUUGUCCUUUGUCGGUCGUUAUUAUGAGAUAUACAGGGUACGCACAUUUUUAUAUCCGAAAUGUACAGGUUAAACAUGUUAUCUGGUUUGCAUUAUUUUAGGGUAAAGAAGCAAAAAAUGUGACCGGACCCAAUGGCACUGCUGUACAGGGAAGCAAAUAUGCUCGUAAGUUUUAGUCGAACUCAAUCUGUUCUGAACUGUACUCCUUAGAAGUCAAGUAAGGAUCAUCCCUUAAGCCUGCCCAGAGCCUGAAAUAACGGCCGGCGGUUUUCCGACCAAAUUCCGAUUUUUCCGACCAAAUGCUGAAAUGAUUGGAAAUUUUGUCCGGCCAAAUUUUGAGAAAAAGAAAAAUGUUUUCUUAAUGAUAGGGUCGGCGCUCAGCACAGUGAGUAACAUCUGUAAGUUUGGAUUAUCUAUAUUAGGCUAAUAUAAAGUAAUCAACUGGAAAGUAUAGUUCACGAGCCCAAUAAACAAGAUGGUGGUUUACAGCGUGGUGUUGUCGGGUCAAGAUAAAAACAGCAUCGGCGGGCGUGAUUAAAUUAUUAUUCACUAUAACUAUUCCAAUAAGCAAUUCAGAAUUAAACAUUUGUGUUUUAUUAUUGCAAGUAGAGUGAUUUACUCAGUGCACGUCUGCAUGCUUGACAGAGUUUGUUCAAACUAAACUAAAAAAAUUCCGGUCAAUUUUGCAAAUUUCCGGUCAAAUUUCGUUUUGAUCGGAAGUUUUUCCGGACAAAUUUUAAAAUUAUUUCAGGCUCUGCCUGCCACACACAAGAGAAACUUACUGAGCUAACUGCCUCGCGUGGCAGCUAUCUCACUGCAGGUUUCUCUUGUGUGCCAGGCCUGGCCGUAAGUAUUUGGGCAGACGCGCGGCGUAUCACGCACCAUAUUAACGUCAGGUGCGCGAUUAAAAAAGCGGUAAAAAUUACGCUUUUUGGCUAUACAGACAAGAAUAACAUUCACAAAAAUGAUUGAAAAUUUAUGUAGAACAAAACAAUUUUACCAUUGGAAUUUAGAUGAAAUUAGUAUAGGCACUAUAAAAUGUGUGUACCGGUGAAUAUGUGUAUUUACGAUACAUCAUACUUAAACAUCAAUAAAAAUCUCAACAUUGCUUUCCGACUAGCUUGACGAAUCAUCGUUAUCGUCAAUGGUUAUGGUGUCGUUCUCAAUUCUACACUUUUUUAACAGAAUUUCUUCACCACGGUGUUGCUGUCAUGUUUGACUUUGCAUCUUUUUCUCCCGUUGUGAAAUUCUAAUGCACGUUGAAGAUUCUCCUUAUGCUCCUUCGCCGACCAGCAUGCAGUUAUUUCAUUUUAUCAGCAUUUCAUUUUAUCAGCAUUAAAUCAGUCAUUCUUUUAUAACUAGUCUAAAUGGCCAGGAUUUAUUCUGGCAAAAAUUCAUUUAGAAUAAAAAAAACAGAUGCGCGAUUUUGUACUCUUAAAACAAACAAGGCGCGUGUUAAAAGGCGCGUCUCGAGGACGCCCUUAUUAUCCCUCACAUGGAUAAUAAAAUAGAUUUUUACAAUCCAUGCUCGCAUGUACGAUCAUUUCCAACUACAAAAUCUCCUAACUGUUGAUUCCGUCGCGCGCCUCAAACGUCUAGGCCUGGUGUGCGGAUAGUUUUUGUAAGGAUUUGACCUCUUGAGGAAAAUAUCUAUUGUGUUUGAUAUUUUAAAUUACCUUGCGAGAAAAAAUCUCAAAGCCUGUGGCUGUUGCAAGCUUAGUGCUGAGCUGCUUGAAUCAAUUAGCCGAUGAGAAACCAUAAUUUCUUCAUGUGACUUUGAACAAAAUGGAGGAAAAUGCAAACAAUAAUGUCAAGUAUGUUGUUGUUAAGUAGUUUUCCCAAUGUGUGUGGUGAAAAUGUGUAGCUGAGCUAGCCGCCAUGCGAGGUGGUUAGCUCAGCAAGUUUCUCUUGUGUGCGGCAGGCUUUAUUGAUUCAGUGUUUCUAAAGGAAAGAAUCACAGUGCAUGAAAAUCUGCGGUAUCUAGAGUCAAAGCACUUUUUUGAAACGAAAUGAGAUGAAAUUAAAAUCAAACAACUCAAAUUAUGGGAAUUUAAACCAUGUCACAAUGUGAAAGGUACAUGAACCAGCCACUGUGCAACCCCUAACAAGUUGUUUGCACUUAUUUUUCAGCUGAUAGAAGAUCCAGGUUUAACCGCCGCAGAAACUUCAGACCUUGGCAGAGACGGCCUCGUCCUGUAAACACCGAUGGCGAAGGUGGCAAUGAGGGUGAUCAAGAGGAAAGAGAUGACGGCAACCCACCUCCCAGGAACCGCCGACGAUACAACCGACGUCGAUACUAUCCACGUAGAAAUCAAACAGAUGAUAGUGCCCCUGAUAGAUCGGGAAAUGAAACUCAACCCGACAACGAACAGAAGGAAGAGCAGGAUAGACGACCACCACCACGGCGAAAUAGACGCAGACCUCGGUAAGGCAUUUGGAUAGAUAGACUAUGAUAGAUGAGUGCACUUUAGAUGAUCUAAAGGUUUAUUGGUGCUUAAGGAAUAGAUUAUUUGUGAAGGGCUAAUUCUUUCAUAUUUUGCCAGACGUCCACGUACAGAUGAUCCUCAAAGUGAUGGCCAAGUAGCGAGUGAUGCUCCACAUAGCGAUGCCCCACCUGGGGACCACCCUCCUCGUGACGAACAAGACGAUGGUCAGCGAAACGACGAACCUCGUCAGAAUGGCCCUCGGAACUAUCGACCUCGGCAAAACCGCAGGAGAUACAACCGCCAAGCACCUAGUGACGCUCCACAUAGCGAUGGCCCACCAGGCGACCACCCUCCUGGUGACGAACAAGGCGAUGGUCAGCAAAACGACGAGCCUCGUCAGAAUGGCCCUCGGAACUAUCGACCUCGGCAAAACCGCAGGAGAUACAACCGUCCUCGACGACCACCACAGGACGGAGAGGAGGAUGGUCAGGACCGUAGGAGCCCACAGGAUGGUGAGAGGGAUGGCAUUGAUAAUGAAGAACCACAUGACCGAGACCAUGAAAAUGAGGAACAAAAGGUGGGUGUAGCUGUUUCGGUUGACAAGAGUGCAUGGAAGUUGAGGAGGUUGCAACAUUCAUCAACUCGGAAUUCAAAAUUGUAUAUUCACAAUCUCUAAAUUUCUACUAGGACGGCCAACGCGACCGUCCGCGCCGCAGACGACCACAACAGCGACGAAGAAGAUAUCGUGGACCAAGACAGGAUGGUGUUGAUGGUGGUGGAGAACGUGGUGGAGAACGUGGUGGAGAACGUGGUGGAGAACGUGGUAAAGAACAACCUGAGGUAAGAAUAUAGGCGGGGGCAUGUCUGCUAGGGAGGCCCCUUUUCCAUUUGGACAUAGUUGUGUUGACCUGGCAUGUCAGGGUUGGUGAUGUAAUAUGGCUGUCAAUAUAGAGGUUCAGAUUGGAGUUCCACUACCUCUACCUGGCUCAGUACGCAUCUGAUUGGUUAAUCGAAUAUAUCAAACGCAUCUCAUUGGUCGAUGAUCCCUUAACGGUAGCGGUAGCAGCAGUGGAAGUCAAAUCUGAACCUCUGGAAUAUAUUUUUGGAAUCAGUAAAAGUAGUAAAAGCAAACAUUCAAACCCCGACAAGACAACUGUCGGGAACACGGGUUGUGUUUGGUAGCGUGUUAAGCCCCACACAAACCGGACGCGAUUCGGCAACGCGACGCGAAUUUUCAGUUUUCAAAAACAAAUAAAACUGCCAACGGGUAAAAGUUUUCCAAGAUAUGCAGACCAAAUAGCUAAAAUUGCUUAAGUGGUCCCGAAUAUUUGAAAAACACUGAAAACUAUUAAAGUUAAAUGUCAUUGAAAACUGAAAAUUCGCGUCGCGUUUCCAAAUCGCGUCUGGUCUGUAUAGGCCUUUAUACAGUUUGGUUCUUUCUUCUGUAAUGUGUGGUGUAGGCAAGUUACUGUUUUAAUACUGAUUGAAGAAAUAUAAUAUCAACACUCCACUAGGCAUUACGUGACCACAUGUAUGACUCCCAAACUAAUUCGGCUCCCAGGCUUGCUUCGCACUGUGGCCUAAUUGUUUUUGUUUUCUCUUCGUAGGAAUCUGCCCCUCCGCGGGAGAAUGGGCCACCAGAGGAACGUGCCUCUCCCGAGAUUGUUGCAAGUUGAAACACCAAGUCGUACCGCCCACGCACACAUAUGGCUCCGUAUUUUUCUAUUUUUGACACGUUCGCGCUUUAAAACACCUUAAUUUAUAUCUCUAGAGUUCUGUUCACCGACUGUGUACUUACGAGUUGUUGUGAUAUAGCGACGAAAAUCGUUGCAAUUUGAGUAUCUAGGUCGGAGAACUUUGUUGUUUGUAUAAUGUAUAUUUGUGGCAAACGUAGUAUAUGCUAAUUAAUUCACCUGUAAUUAUAUGAGAGGCCUGUGGGCGGUACGGAAUAAAAAUUUGUUAAAAAGACGUUGUCGUUUGUAUUUAUAUACAUUGUGAACGGGUCAAUCCUAUACAUUGUGAACGGGUC